AUGGCUUCCGCCUCACAACUCGACGACUUGCGUCGCUGGCACGCUGGAGCUGGUGGGUAUUUGCACCCAUCCAUCAGCAUUGAGGUAUGUGGAAAAUUCUUCACAAAAAGUCAUGGGAUGCCUGCCCUCAAGUGAAGUGACGCAAUGUCUCACUACGGUCGGUACGAGGGGGCACUUGUUGACUUGCUGAUGAUAACCAUACAGUACAACGAGACACAAGGCGUUCAUUGGAAGACCACUAGCAAUGUCAGCAGUGACGAACGACUUUGCACAGUUCCGCAUUCUCUGGCACUGUCGAGUCUCAAUGCGCUGGUCGACGAUGCCUUCCCAGUAUUCCGCAACCGCGGGCUGCCUGUGGAGGCUAUAGGGUACUUCUUCCUAAUGCACGAGUACAUCAAUCGUGAAAGAUCGUUCUGGAGACACUAUCUGGAAACAUUGCCCGGACCAAAGGCGGAUCACAGGACGCCUUUCUGGUUCGACGCAGAAGACUCGGCAUAUCUGGAAGAUACAGAUGUGCUGCACACCGCGAAGAGUCGAAUGGACGCCCACAAGCGCAAUUACGCCACAGGCGUUUCGAUGAUUGAGCAAGCAAACAUUGACUCGUUACCAUACACCUGGUUAGUCUUCCGACUGAUGGUAAGUAUAUAGUUCGUUUUUGAUUGUUUCUUAGGGAAUUGUUCCUAUGGGCAGUGACGAUGUUUACAUCUCGCUCCUUUUCUUCUUAUGCUAUUCGACCACAAGACAGCAAAUAUUGGGCCGCAUUUAAGACCGGACCAGAAGGCCAAAGGCAGACCGCAUUGGUCGAUAUGUCUCGUGCGUCUGCGGAAGAGCUUGAUUUCCCGGUGUUGUUUCCAGUUCUGGAUAUAGCCAACCACGCGCCCAAUGCCCGAGUGAGUUGGCAGUUCGACCCCGGCCAGUUCAGCAUGAGCACCAAAGAAAUCCUUCAGCCUGGCUCCGAGGUAAGUCGCUUACUGCUCAGCGUCGAGAGCCGUACUUACAAUUCCCAGGUUCUCAACAAUUAUGGACCCAAACGGAACGAUGAACUCCUGCUGGGCUACGGCUUCUGUCUUGCAGAUAACCCGAACGAGAAGAUCCUCAUGACUCUGAAACCACCACCGGAAGGUCUGCAGGAAGAUUUGCUACGUGUGCAUCCUGGCUACUUUACAAAUGGAGAAUGGAGCAGCGAAAAGGCCACAUUUGCCAUCGGACCUAUGGUCCUGGAUGCUCGAGCACCAGCUGCCAUGUUUCAUGAGUUUCCGGAACCGUUACUCGAGGUGAGUGGAAGCAAAUCACGCGAUCCUGCGUUCGCUCACACGCCAGUAGCUCCUCGUUUACAUGCUUCGCCACGAGCGCGGCCUCCCAUUUUCGUUUGUUGAGCGUCCUUUGCAUUACCUCACGGCAGACGUUGGUCGUCAGUACCUUCCACACAUCACUCGGAUGAUUGUCCAGUCCCUCCUUCCCAAGCUGGCAAAGCUACAGUCGAGCACGCCGCCUCAACCACCCAGCAACCAAAGACAGGAGCAGGCAAGGAUAUACCGCGGAGGACAGAUCCGAAUCCUGGACUCCAUCACCGGCGGUCUGCGUAACUAUCUUCGUUCCCUGCUUUACCCUACCGAAGCAGAUCCAAGAGGUCCGCUCGUGGUGACCUUGGAAGGGCUCCUGGAACUCCUGCGGUUGCGUGGGAAUGAGAAUAUGGUGGCAGAAUUCCUCAACGGGAUCGGCGCGAGUUCUGGGACCACGAAUCCGGAGCAGCUGCGAGAAGCUGGAUGGGAAGACGACGCUUUUGUAUUGCUUCUUUGCUUCUUGUACUCUCUCUGCGAUAUGUGUCCCGUGUUGCCGGAGUAUUUGGCAGACUUGGGGCAGUAUGUCCCGAGUAGCGAGGAGCUCGAGCAGGUAUAUGACACAGGAACUGACUCCCAUCGGCGUAGAGGAGAACUGAUCAGCGGUCAUAGGCCGGAAGCUCUCUGGAACUCGUCGCGGCCGCUGCAAACGCAUGUCCUGGCAGCUUCUGGGACGAUAGUCGCUGGAGCGAAAAUUUCAUCGCUGCUCUGGGUGGGCAGCUGUUGAAAUAUGAAAGGUCAGCCAACAAUGCCGCAAUGCCAUGGCUGCUUUGUGUCUCUUUCUGGUCGUCUUGCUGAUGCCUUCAUACAGUUUCGUGAUGAUGAUUCCGCAUACGGCUAAUGGCGGUGAUGCGCGACUCGUCACAUAUGUGCAUGGAGAAUAG
Messenger RNA from Lecanosticta acicola, 2224 nucleotides. Lineage: Eukaryota; Fungi; Ascomycota; Dothideomycetes; Mycosphaerellales; Mycosphaerellaceae. The record is from the annotation of a GenBank genome assembly.